This is a messenger RNA of Rangifer tarandus platyrhynchus (Svalbard reindeer), 273 nucleotides long. The record is from the annotation of a GenBank genome assembly. NCBI's taxonomy places the organism in Eukaryota, Metazoa, Chordata, Mammalia, Artiodactyla, Cervidae.
AUGCGCGUCGCUUCCUGGGCCACCAGACCCAGCGGUGCGCUAAGCCUCGGGACCUGGGGUCCCCGCAGCCACCGCAACGGCGCCCUCCCUGCCUACAGGGUGUCAGCCCGGGCUGGCUCUCAUGUUCUGGAAACUCAAUUGGAGCACAGAAAGGACAAGUUGGGAGGGAGGCCUGGGGUGCUGUAUAUGUCUGCUGGUGCGGGCCAGAACAUCUGCGAAUCUAUCUUAAUGCGGCUCCCUGUCCUCCAGGGGAGAGGCAGUUGUAUACCUUAG